AUGUGUGGGAUUUGGGCAAUAUUUGGCAGUGAAGUAAAUGUCUCAACGCUGUGGCACAAUUCCUUGAAGAUUGCCCAUCGUGGUCCUGAUGCUUUCCGGAUUGAAAAUGUCAACCAUCUGAAAAACUGCUGCAUGGCCUUCUACCACUUGGCUGUUGUUGAUGACACGUUUGGUAUUCAGCCAAUGAGGCUCCACUCUUUACCUCAUUUGUGGAUGAUUUAUAAUGGGGAGAUUUAUUACCAAAAGCUGAUCCAGCAACAGUUUGGCUUUGACUUCGAAACAAACAGUGAUGGAGAGGUCAUCUUGCAUCUGUACAACCAUGGCGGCAUAGAAUUUGCCGCGCAGCACCUUGAUGGGGUCUUUGCAUUUGUUUUGCUUGAUACGUUGAAGAGGAAAGUCUACGUGGGCAGGGACACGUUUGGUGUACGUCCAGCGUUUUGUUUGGUGGAGGAUGGUUUUCUGGCUGUUUGCUCUGAGGCAAAAGGGCUGUUGGGUUUGGCCCAAUGCAGUAAUGACCAAAGUGUGGACAUCCAACCCUUCCCACCUGGCCAUGUAGAGACAUAUUCCCUGGACCAGGGCGGAAAGGCCAAGCUUGAAGAGGUAAAGAGGUUCCAUCAGAUCGGUGACAUGCCUAAGUAUAAGACUAUGGCUCCAGCACUUGUCGACAGCAUAUCAACCAAUAUACGUAACUUGCUGGAUGCAGCAGUGAAGAAAAGACUAAUGGCGAAUAGGCCUAUAGGUUGUUUACUAUCCGGCGGGCUCGACUCAAGUCUUGUGACUGCUCUGGUAGUAAAAAACGCCAAGGAAAUGGGAAUAAAGUACAAGAUCCGAACCUUUGCCACUGGCAUGCCUGGAAGCACUGAUAUAAAAGCUGCGAGAAAGGUUGCUGAUUUCCUGGGUACCGAACACCACGAAGUUUUCUUCUCAGAAAAAGAAGGCGUCCAAGCGCUUGGUGAUGUCAUCACCUGCCUGGAAAAUUAUGACAUCAUAACAGUCAGGGCAGCUGUAGGAAUGUACCUUGUCAGCAAGUACAUCUCAGAGAAGACCGACACAGUGGUGAUAUUCUCCGGGGAGGGAGCUGACGAGCUGUGUCAAGGGUACAUGUACUUCCAUAACGCACCCUCAGCAGACGACGCUGACGUAGAGAGCAGACGACUUCUUGAUGUCCUUUACCGCUACGAUGUUUUAAGAGUGGACAGAACUACUGCAAGAUGGGGGCUCGAAGUACGCGUGCCAUUCCUAGACCACCAAUUUACCAGCUAUUACCUCUCCAUCGACCCUAAACUACGCCAGCCAAAAGACGGAAUAGAGAAGCAUCUUUUGCGAUCUGCCUUCGAAAACGAGCGUCUUAUUCCUAACGAUAUAUUGUGGCGCCCCAAGGAGGGGUUCAGUGACGGUGUGUCUUCUGAGAAACGAUCAUGGCAUUGUGUUAUUAAGGAAUUUGUGGCUCCCAGGGUCAAUGAUGAGGACUUGAAAAAUGCGCCAAAGACUUUUCUCUGCAAUCCCCCGAGUUCUAAAGAAUCAUAUUUCUUCCGGCAGUUAUUUGAGGACCAAUUCCCGGGAAGGCCUUUUUGGAUUCCAUACUACUGGAGACCAAAGUGGUCCCAAACCGAGGACCCCUCAGCUAGAAUGCUAAAACACUACAAAUACAUGUAA
Lingula anatina is the source of this 1656-nucleotide messenger RNA. Its product is annotated as asparagine synthetase [glutamine-hydrolyzing]-like. NCBI's taxonomy places the organism in Eukaryota, Metazoa, Brachiopoda, Lingulata, Lingulida, Lingulidae. Gene Ontology annotation, cellular component: cytosol. The record is from RefSeq and is a predicted model, not a curated record. Gene Ontology annotation, molecular function: asparagine synthase (glutamine-hydrolyzing) activity.